ACUCUACGAGGUGCGAUUUCUCUUGACCAAAAAAACGUUUUUUUUUUUUGUUGGAUUAUUUGGAGAAUCGAUCAGAAUCUGAGAGGUUAACUAAUGUCGAGUCGUUUGCUGCAACAUAACCUUUAGCCUAAUCUCGAUGUCACUAUCUCUGAACUGAUAGGCUACUUUUUUUCACGGACAGGAGAUUGGUAGGGUAGUCCAAGCUUCAUUGUUGAAGUAGCCUAUCUUUAAAUUUAGUUGUUGCGUAAUUACCGGCAAAAAUGUCUGGAGAGGAUCACAACCAAGAAUGAAACAUUCAAGGGGUCACCGGGUGCGUUUCCCGUGGUAUUGAAGAAAAUCAUGUUAAUGCCCCAACCGAAUUUAUUCGAGAGCGACGAUGACAAUGACAAGGAUAAGCUUUUUACGGGGGACAAUGUGGACCUUGGAGGAGGGAGCGGGAUGGGUCCGUCGGCCGCCCUGACCCCCGCCAUCUGGGAUAAGACCAUCCCGUACAACGGGGAGACCUUUCACCUGGAGUACAUGGACCUGGAGGAGUUCCUCAUCGAGAACGGAAUCCCCACCUUGUCCCUGGACAAUGCUCUCAACAUGGAAAUUGCAGGGAAGAAGACAGAGAAGCCAACUAGCACCACGACAGCCCCCGCUGCCCCAAUCUCCCUGCUGCCGGUCCUGGAACUAGACCAGUGUGAGGAGGAGGUGGUCACCGUCACCCUCAACAGUGCUGAUAUCACAGCCAACAUCGAGGUGGUGACAGACAAGGACAGGCUGACCCCUGAAACCAUCGACCCGGAGGAGAUUGAGGUGAACGUGAACUUUGAUCCGGACCCUACGGACCUGGUCCUGUCCAGCGUUCCUGGAGGAGAGCUGUUCAACCCACGCAAACACAAGUUCUCAGAGGAGGAACUCAAACCACAGCCCAUGAUCAAGAAGGCCAAGAAGGUGUAUGUACCUGAGGAUUCUAAGGAUGAGAAGUACUGGCAGAGGAGGAAGAAGAACAACGUGGCGGCAAAGCGUUCCCGGGACGCGCGCCGACUCAAGGAGAACCAGAUCACGGUGCGGGCGGCGUUCCUGGAGCGUGAGAACACGGCGCUACGACAGGAAGUGGGCGAGCUACGGAAUGACUUUUCCCGCAGCAAGAAUGUUGUGGCCCGCUACGUGGCCAAAUUCGGAGAGCUUGCAUUGCUGGAAGACCAGUAGACUAUUAUUGAUUUAUUUGUGGCGUGGGUGAAGUAAUUUAAUCAAAUACAAUGGAUAGAUGGAUCAGAAGAUGGAGUGUGGAAGAGUGUGAAUGAUGUUGCCGUGUAGAUACUGUGGAAUUGUAUUAGUGACCGCUGCUUAUUGUUUUUAUUUGACUUUUUAUUUUAUUUAAUUUAGGGGGUAGAUCAGCUUUAAUAUUGCAAAUAGAUUGUAGAUUGUUCCAUCAAUGUAAUUGUAUGCAUCAUUUCUAAUCCCCACCCAUAUAUUUGUUUUGUAAAUAUAUAUUUUUAUUUUCCCCUAACCCUACCACCCCUCCCCUAAUUUGAGUAAACUAAUGGACAACAACACUUUGGCUUUUUAAGGACACAGUGUAUUUUACAAUAGUUGUUUUUAGUCCCAUCCUUCAGCUCCCCUCAACCCAUCUCUGAAGACCAUCCAUUUUUUAUUUAAUUUUACCAUAUUUUUAACUGUGCUGUUUCACAAACGUUCUGAACCUAUAUACAUUUUAC
This is a messenger RNA of Oncorhynchus mykiss (rainbow trout), 1703 nucleotides long. NCBI's taxonomy places the organism in Eukaryota, Metazoa, Chordata, Actinopteri, Salmoniformes, Salmonidae. The record is from RefSeq and is a predicted model, not a curated record.